AUGGCCUCCGUUUCUCGCCUUGGCAACUCUGCCCUCCGGGCCUCGCUCAAGUCCCAAGCCUUCAAUGGCAGGACCGUAGCCUUCAAUGGCGCCCGCUACUACUCGGCGAAGACCCAGCAGACUCUCAAGGAGCGCUUCGCCGAGCUCCUACCCGAGAAGAUUGAGCAGAUCAAGACCCUGCGAAAGGAGCACGGUUCCAAGGUCGUUGACAAGGUCACCCUUGACCAGGUCUAUGGUGGUGCCCGUGGCAUCAAGGCCCUCGUCUGGGAGGGUUCCGUCCUUGACUCUGAGGAGGGUAUCCGAUUCCGUGGCAAGACUAUUCCUGAGUGCCAGGAGCUUCUCCCCAAGGCUCCCGGUCUCUUCUGGCUUCUCCUUACUGGCGAGGUCCCUACCGAGCAGCAGGUUCGCGAUCUCUCUGCUGAGUGGGCUGCCCGUUCCGACAUCCCCAAGUUCGUCGAGGAGCUGAUCGACCACUGCCCUACCGACCUUCAUCCCAUGGCUCAGUUCUCUCUGGCCGUCACCGCUCUCGAGCACACCUCUUCUUUCGCCAAGGCCUACGCCAAGGGUGUCAACAAGAAGGAGUACUGGGGCUACACUUUUGAAGAUUCUAUGGACCUCAUUGCCAAGCUGCCCAAUAUUGCUUCUCGCAUCUACCAGAACGUCUUCAAGGGUGGCAAGGUUGCUCCCAUCCAGAAGGACAAGGAUUACUCCUUCAACUUCGCCAACCAGCUGGGCUUCGGUAAUAAUGCCGACUUCGUAGAGCUGCUCCGUCUCUACCUGACCAUCCACACUGACCACGAGGGUGGCAACGUCUCUGCCCAUACCACUCACCUGGUCGGCUCGGCCCUCAGCUCACCUUUUCUCUCUCUUGCCGCCGGUCUCAACGGUCUUGCCGGUCCCCUGCACGGCCUGGCUAACCAGGAGGUGCUUCUCUGGCUCACCGAGAUGAAGAAGGUUGUUGGUGAUGAUCUUUCUGACAAGAAGAUCACUGACUACCUGUGGUCUACCCUCAAUGCUGGUCGCGUUGUUCCUGGCUAUGGUCACGCUGUUCUGCGCAAGACUGACCCCCGAUACAUGGCUCAGCGCGAGUUUGGUCUCGCCAAGAUGCCUGAGGACCCCAUGUUCAAGCUUGUCAGCCAGGUCUACAAGAUUGCUCCUGGUGUCCUGACCGAGCACGGCAAGACCAAGAACCCUUACCCCAAUGUCGACGCCCACUCCGGUGUUCUUCUGCAGCACUACGGCUUGACUGAAGCUAGCUACUACACCGUGCUGUUUGGUGUUUCCCGCGCCAUCGGUGUCCUGCCCCAGCUGAUUAUCGACCGCGCUGUUGGUGCUCCCAUUGAGCGCCCCAAGUCCUUCUCCACCGACAAGUGGGCUGAGAUUGUCAAGAAGCUGUAA
This is a messenger RNA of Metarhizium acridum CQMa 102, 1398 nucleotides long. Lineage: Eukaryota; Fungi; Ascomycota; Sordariomycetes; Hypocreales; Clavicipitaceae. The record is from RefSeq and is a predicted model, not a curated record.